AUGAAUAAAGUUCUUAAGGAGUGUUUCCUGAAGUCAAUAACUGAUCGUCAUCCCCCAAUUCGUAUUGAUCCUGUUUUUACUUUCGUUGGUCGUAGUCCAGUGACACUGAUUCAGGAUCCAUGCUGUUCGCGAGUACAAGUUGGUCUGAAGGCCUACUUCAAGGAUGGAUUCGUUCUAGUAAAAUGUCUGGGUUUAAACCCAUCAGUUUUAAACGGAAUAGAAAUGUUGAAACAUGAAGUGUAUGAAGCAUACGAUGGAGAUAUUCUGGAAUUACUACCAGAUAACUAUAAAUAUGUAUUUGAUUUCAAAUUUGAGGAGGUUGUCAAAUGUCAAGUUGGUGAAAAACUUCCCGAAAACGAAACUUGUUCCAAAACAGAAAACCCUAUCAAUCAAGAUGAAAACAAGAACAGUAGAGAUACAAGUGAAUACGAACGGGAUAUAUCGGAUGAUGAGUUAAUCUCCAUGCAAAAUAAGAGAGCACGGCUAAGUAAGCAAAAAACAACUGUUGCCGAAAACUCUCUGUGGGAAGAGAUCGAUGGAAAACAAUUGUUCGUUUUUCAUAGCAAAGGACUAGUGUCUUCGGAAAACAUAGCUGCUUAUGACUUGGAUGGAACACUUAUUAAAACGAAAUCGGGUAAUGUUUUUCCUAGAAACAUUGACGAUUGGAAGUUUGCCUUUCCCGAAGUGGUUGAGAAACUAAAGUCUUUAUGGGAGAAUGGCUCUAAAAUUGUCAUAUUUACCGACCAAAAUGAAAUUUCGAAAGGAAAACUUGAAAUAGAUGCCUUUAAAAGGAAGAUUGAAGCCUUACAAAAAACAUUGAGCAUUCCGUUACAAGCAUUUAUCUCUACUGGAGAAGGGAAAUACCGCAAGCCAUUGACAGGAAUGUGGGAUUCGUUGUGCCAGCUAUACAAUGACGGUCUUCAAGUCGAUAAAGUGCGAAGCUUUUACGUUGGUGACGCUGCCGGUCGCCUAGAGCAGAACGAACCAGUCAAACGUAAGAAGGACCGUUCAUGUGCAGAUCGCUUUUUUGCAUCGAACGUCGGGAUACCAUUUUUCACCCCGGAGGUACACUUCCAGAAUUCCGAAGAUAUUGCAUGGGCUAGGCCGAUAUUCGAUCCACAGUCUGUAAGCGAAUUUUCAAACUUGUUGUCCCCAAGCGGAACAAAACUUGUCUUGCCUACGCAAGAAAUUAUUAUAAUGGUUGGAUUUCCCGGAUCUGGAAAAACUCACUUCAUUCAAGCGCACCUUGAACCAAAAGGUUAUACAUUGAUUGAUCGUGAUACCCUUGGAACAUGGCAGAAAUUUGUUUUACAUCUAGAAAAUACGUUGCAAAAUCAAAAAUCUGCUGUCAUUGAUAACACUAACCCAGAUGCACACAGCCGGAAACGUGUGAUAAAAAUAGCCAGAAAAAGAAGCGUAACGUGCCGGUGCUUUGUAAUGGGUGCUGGUUACAAGCACUCAAAGCAUAACAUUACUUUUCGGGAACUGAUAGACCGGUCACAAAAGUCGAUUGAUGAACUGGAGUUCAAUUUGUAUAAAUCAAGAUACCAGCAACCAUCAACCAAAGAGGGUUUUAGCGAAGUAGUUGAGGUAAAUUUCGUGCCAAAAUUCCAUUCUGAAGCUGAGGAAAAGUUAUACAAAUUGUAUCUGAUGGAGAGUUAUGUAUAAUAUAUGAUAAAAUGCAAAAUUUUGUGUUUGAAAUCAGAGUGGUUCGUA
This is a messenger RNA of Wyeomyia smithii (pitcher-plant mosquito), 1716 nucleotides long. RefSeq lists its product as uncharacterized. Gene Ontology annotation, molecular function: polynucleotide 3'-phosphatase activity; ATP-dependent polydeoxyribonucleotide 5'-hydroxyl-kinase activity; protein binding. The transcript is spliced from 4 exons. The record is from RefSeq and is a predicted model, not a curated record. Gene Ontology annotation, biological process: DNA repair. The coding region runs from base 1 to 1668 and encodes 555 amino acids. NCBI's taxonomy places the organism in Eukaryota, Metazoa, Arthropoda, Insecta, Diptera, Culicidae.